Messenger RNA from Syngnathus acus (greater pipefish), 1713 nucleotides. RefSeq names its product claudin 34a (gene cldn34a). The record is from RefSeq and is a predicted model, not a curated record. Gene Ontology annotation, cellular component: plasma membrane; bicellular tight junction. Gene Ontology annotation, molecular function: structural molecule activity. Gene Ontology annotation, biological process: cell adhesion; bicellular tight junction assembly. The coding region runs from base 286 to 996 and encodes 236 amino acids. The transcript has 2 exons. Lineage: Eukaryota; Metazoa; Chordata; Actinopteri; Syngnathiformes; Syngnathidae.
UUGAAUGAGAUAGAAAAGUUUUAUUAAUGUGCCAUCUGAGCUGAGUGUGUGACGUGAUGGUGAUAAAAGCUACGAAUAACUUUCAAAUAUUUCUCCCUUUUGACGGCAGCCAUCUUUAAACAUGAUGGUCAACAUGUCAACCAUCAUCAACUUCGCUGGCAAGUCAUCAAAGUUGCUCAGCUGAAUGGGAAUCACUUUCUAAUUAAAUGCUGUCCCGUCACAAAAUUCUCCUGAGGGAGACAAAUCAAGAGCAACUUGACCCUUGACCUCACCAUCAUUCUCAUCAUGCUGUUCCUGGCGCACACAGCCCACUGGCAGUUUCUGGGCUUGCUGAUUGGUUGCUUGGCGUGGAUCCUCACCAUGGCCACGGCGGGCAUGGACGAGUGGCGUCUGUGGCACGUAAACCCCGACAACCUCACGUCCGUCAUCACCUCGGGCGUGGCCUGGGUGGGCAUCUGGCGGGCGUGCUUCCACAGUCAUGCCCUGCCCAAGAUGGAGAACUGCCAGACUAUGGCCAUCUCAGACAGCUUUGUCCCGGUGGAGAUACGGGUGGCGCAGGUUCUCAUGGUGCUGGCCGCGCUGGGCGGCCUGAUGAGCAAUGUCGCUGCAGUGCGGGCUGUGAGGCGGGUCUAUUUCUCGUUGGAGCGUCGCGGCAGCGUGCGUGGGGUCUUCAUCCUUGCGGGGGCGCUCUAUCUCCUCACAGCGGUGCUUGUUUUGAUCCCCCUGGUGUGGAACGCGGGCGCGGUGGCGAACAACGCUACCAUCCCCUUCCCACCCAGGUUCAGGCUUCCCGCUGCUCCAGCUGGACAGCGAGUGGGCACAGCCGUCAUGAUGGGUUUCCUGGGUACCGUCCUCAUGCUCGUCAGCGCGCUGCUCUUUCUCGCUCACCGAUACGUGUGGCGGACUCUCGAACCCGAGCUCCAUGGACGGGGGGUGGCUCAGGAGGACAAGCGAGGCAGGGAUAAUCCCGAUUUUCAUCCUGAUGAAGUGUCGUGAUGGUAACAUUUUCAAAGGCUGAUAUCAAUAUGGUACUUUUACGUUAAAUUAAAAUUCUUCGAUAUGGAAAAUAGCCAGAAUAAUCCUCCAAAAUAAAAAAAGUGAUAUACACAACAAAUUUUGACUUUUUUGUACAAAUAUUUGAUGCCCAUGAUAAUUGCAUUAAAUAUUUUAAUCAACCCCAAUAAUUCUUGAAGCAGCAUAAAUUGUAUUGUGCUCUGUUACGACAUCACAUGCUCUCUCAAGAUACUAGCAUGCGAAAGAGUCAUUGUGAUUGUAUGAGGCAUGUUGGAGGGUCAGCUUGACAAUGUGAACUUGGAUGUAGGAGGCUAACAAACACGUGAGCUUUCGGAGAGGGGGCCGCCAGCCAGCCAGUGGAGAGAAGAGAACGGCGGGCGGCCCACUUGGGCCAAACAAAAGGCUGUUGAGCUGCCGUCACAAACACAAGUCCAGCAUGAGUGGAGCAAGAGGGGAAAGCACAAGUGGCGCUUGGAGCACAUACCCCAAAGUGAAGGAGCACAACGCUCUUGGCGCGCAUUCUCCCCUAGUUGCAGAUAAGACUGACAUGACUUGUCGUUCUUAUCUAAUCUGCUGUGUCAUUUAUCGGAAGAGUAACCCAGCACAACAUAAGAGCGGGUUGUAAGGAAUUUUGGAAAAAAAAAAAAAUCUGAUGCUUAAUUGUUAUUUCAAACUCAAGGUUAAUAAAAAUGAGCAAUA